GCUCCUUCUGGCCUGUGUCCGCAAGUGAGGGCAUUCAGGAGGAGCCUCGCGGGGCGGCUAUCGACUAGUCAGGCCUCAGAAAGAUGGCGUCCUCGGAGCAGGCAGAGCCGACGAGCCAGCCUGGCUCUACCCCAGAAAAUGAAAAUGUGGUGCCUCGGGAACCUCUUAUUGCCACUGCAGUCAAGUUUCUACAGAAUUCCCGGGUCCGCCAAAGCCCACUUGCAACCAGAAGGGCAUUUCUUAAGAAAAAAGGACUGACAGAUGAAGAGAUUGACUUGGCUUUCCAGCAGUCGGGCACUGCUGCCGAUGAGUCUCAGUCCUUGGGCCCUUCCACCCAGAUGGUGCCCCUCCAGCCCCCUCACCUCAUGCCUCAGCCAUACAACUCUACAGGUUCUAGAUGGCGAGAUUAUGGGGCUCUGACUAUCAUUAUGGCAGGGAUCGCCUUUGGCUUCCACCAACUCUACAAGAAGUACCUGCUCCCUCUUCUCAUGGGAGGCAAGGAGGACAGGAAACAACUUCAGAGAAUUGAGGCGAAUAUCUCGGAGAUGAGCGGCAGCAUGACGCAGACAGUGACUCAGUUACAGACGACAUUAGCUUCGGUCCAAGAAAUACUGAUCCAGCAGCAGCAGAAAAUCCAGGAUCUUACCCAGGAACUGGCUGCCUCCAAGGCCACCACUUCGACCAACUGGAUCCUGGAGUCACAGAAUAUAAACGAACUCAAGUCUGAGAUUAAUUCCUUAAAAGGCCUCCUCCUGAACCGGAGGCAGUUCCCGCCGUCCCCGUCCGCCCCCAAGAUCCCCUCCUGGCAGAUCUCGGUGAAGUCGUCGUCUCCCUCCAACCCCACCGUGGCCAACCACAACAGCAGCAGUGACAUCUCGCCCGUCAGCAACGAGUCGGCCUCGUCGUCGCCCGUGAAGGAGAACCACAGCCCGGAGGGGGCCAAAGGCAGCUACCACCUGCUGGGCCCCGAGGAGGAGGCCGAGGCGGUCAUCGACGUCAAGGGCCAGGUGCGCAUGGAGGUGCAGGGCGAGGAGGAGAAGCGGGAGGACAAGGACGACGACGAGGACGACGACGACGACGAGGAGGACGACGGCAGCCGCGUGGACGAGGACUGUCUGGCCGUCCAGACCGAGGACCGGAGAGGGGGCGACGGGCAGAUCAACGAGCAGGUGGAGAAGCUGCGGAGACCCGAGGGGGCCAGCAACGAGAACGAGAUCGACUAGGCCGUCCCGGGGCCCUCGCCAGCCCGGGCCUCCUGCCCUGGCAGCCCCGCUCCACCUCAUUCUUCCGCCUGCCCGGCCUUGGAGCUGGGCUGGGCACGGCCCCGGGACGUCGGGCCUUUAACACUGCGCACGCGACGCCUCCUCAGCCCUGCCCCGGGGAGACGGAGCUGCUGCUGGAGCGGCCCCCCCCAGCCCCCACGUCCUCGUGACCUCCGGGGAGGCCCCCUCCGCCCCUCGGGCUGUCCUCCCGGCCUCUCCCCGCGCUCGGGGCGGCCCCAUCAUGUUCUGAGCCGGCCCGAAGGGGACGCAGGCGCCGCGGCCGAGCCCUUUCCGCCAUCGGAGUCUCUGCCCUCCCCGAGAAAGCGAGCCUGCCGUGUGAUCAUGUAUAGAUUCAGACUAUAAGAGACGACUGUACAUAAUUGUAAUAAAUAGGAGUUACCACUAUUUAA
This is a messenger RNA of Monodelphis domestica (gray short-tailed opossum), 1672 nucleotides long. RefSeq names its product peroxisomal biogenesis factor 14 (gene PEX14). Gene Ontology annotation, biological process: protein import into peroxisome matrix, docking. Lineage: Eukaryota; Metazoa; Chordata; Mammalia; Didelphimorphia; Didelphidae. Gene Ontology annotation, molecular function: signaling receptor binding. The record is from RefSeq and is a predicted model, not a curated record. Gene Ontology annotation, cellular component: peroxisomal membrane; peroxisomal importomer complex.